Messenger RNA from Cricetulus griseus (Chinese hamster), 1389 nucleotides. Lineage: Eukaryota; Metazoa; Chordata; Mammalia; Rodentia; Cricetidae. The record is from RefSeq and is a predicted model, not a curated record.
CCCAACUUUCUUUUUUAAUGUGCAGAAUUACACAUUUGAUCAUUUGCUGUUUAAUCUCUCCUGGAGAACUAAUGAGCAGAUUUUCUUCUUUCUCAUCCCAUUUUUUGUCUCACUACUCUAAAGAAUGAAGUACACAGACAAUGAAAGGUUAUGUGAAGUGACCGAGAAGUUUGCUUGAUAUUGAAGAUUCCAACUGUCAUGAGUACUUCUGGCCUCAUUUUCCAUCCUGAUACUUGUUUUGAGGAAGUAAGAAGAGGUUAGUAGUCCUGAUUGUUCUUGCCAUGACCCCUGCUGUCCUAAGAGCAGCCUCAGCUGUCUAGCAAAGACUUGAGAAAUCCCCAAGGGGGCGGUGGAGCACUGCGUGUGUCAGGUCUGAGAUCUUGCAUCGCCAGCCCUGGGGCAUCCAAUGAAGGAAGUUAGAAACUUUUGUGCCUUCGAGAUCCAGCCCCACUGCGCAUCCUGCACCAGGAUACUCAGGAUGAAGACAACAAGAAUAGACUGCUGGUUCCCCAUGGCUUUUACUAUGUACUGACACAGUUUAUGAUGGCAUCCAAAGUUGAAAAGACUCAUGCUUUACAACAGUGUUUUAGCACAGAAUCUCUCAUUUCCAGCCUUGGUUUGGGGAUCUUUUGCCUAGUGGCUGAUAGAUUCCUCCGGUUUUCCAUAAUUCACCAAAAUGAUUGGCUUCGUGCCCUCUCAGAUAACAUAGUACACGGUGUGAUUGGCAUGUGGUCAUGGGCAGUCGUCAUUGGAAUCAAGAAGAAGGCUGACUUUGGAGAAGUCCUUUUAGCUGGGUUUUUAGCCUCUGUUAUUGAUAUCGACCAUUUUUUUCUCGCUGGAUCCCUAUCUUUAAAGGCUGCUUUGACCCUUCCGAGAAGACCUUUUCUGCACUGCUCCACCGUGAUUCCUGUCGCAGUUGUGAGUGUGAAGCUCGCCAUGCACCUGCUCAGGCUCAGAGACACAUGGUGCUUCCUCCCGUGGAUGUUAUUCAUUUCCUGGGCUUCGCACCAUAUCCGAGACGGAAUUCGUCAUGGCCUGUGGAUAUGCCCAUUUGGAAAAACUUCUCCUUUGCCCUUCUGGCUUUAUGUGAUAACCACAUUAUCCUUACCACAUAUGUGUUCAUUCCUCAUGUAUUUAACAGGGACCAGACAGGUGAUGUCUUCAAAACAGGAGAUGCGCAUUGAUGUCUGAGAUAGAUGACCACAUGGCCCUACGGAAAGGAAACAGCUCACGUGACGGUAAAGCAAGACAGUGAUGUUCAAGUGAAAUUGUUUUUGUUUUUGUUGAGACAGGGUUUCUCUGUGCAGCCCUGGCUGUCCUAGAACUCCCCCUGUAGACCAGGGUGGCCUCAAACUCAGAGACCCACCUGCUUCUGCUGGAAUUAAAGGC